Molecule: messenger RNA, 471 nt
Organism: Fonsecaea pedrosoi CBS 271.37
Lineage: Eukaryota; Fungi; Ascomycota; Eurotiomycetes; Chaetothyriales; Herpotrichiellaceae
Exons: 2
Coding region: 1-471 (156 amino acids)
Biological process (GO): regulation of DNA-templated transcription
Molecular function (GO): zinc ion binding; DNA-binding transcription factor activity, RNA polymerase II-specific
Source: RefSeq, a predicted model, not a curated record
AUGCCGCUCUCAAAUUACCCAAACUCAAUCAUUGGGUUCUCGGAUGCCAUGUUCGCCGCGCCAGAGCCAGUGGCACAUACAUACUUCAGGGCGCCAAAAAGGAAAGCCAGCACUGCAUGCGAGGCAUGUAAAGUGGCCAAGAUAAAGUGUGAAGGCGGCCCGCCAUGCUCCAGUUGUGUCAAAGCGGGAACCGCCUGCGACCACGAUUUCAUGAAAGACGGACGCCGACAGUGGAAACUCUUUGAGAAGGGGCGAAAAGCGCGCCUUUUCGACGUGCUGGUCGAUUGGAUGAGGAGAGCAGAGCCGUCGACCGCCUUCGUCUUGUUCCAGAAGGUCAAGGACUCGCGAUCGGAGGAUGAGGUUCUCGAUUAUUUGGAGACUGUCUGCUCAUCAGUGUCCAGCGGCGGUCCGGCGGGGUCCGACGACGACCGCGGAAAAGACGCGAUGCGUAUCCAAAACCUAUUGUGUUGA